This is a messenger RNA of Spinacia oleracea (spinach), 856 nucleotides long. Its product is annotated as pEARLI1-like lipid transfer protein 1. The transcript has a single exon. NCBI's taxonomy places the organism in Eukaryota, Viridiplantae, Streptophyta, Magnoliopsida, Caryophyllales, Amaranthaceae. The coding region runs from base 113 to 616 and encodes 167 amino acids. The record is from RefSeq and is a predicted model, not a curated record.
GCUCAAUUCCUAAAUUUCCCACAACAAUCUCUCUAGUCUCUAAUCACAAAGCAUAGUAAGCACUUAAGAAAAUAUACUAGAGUAUUUCUUUUGUUUAUCAGAUCAUUGUAAGAUGGCAUCAAGAGCUUUGUCAUCAAUUGCUAUCUUCCUAUGCCUCAACAUAGUGUUUUUCACUAUGGUGAGUUCCCAUUCUGUCCCAUGUCCACCACCACCAUCAUGUAAUAGAUGUACUCCACAACCGCCUAGCCACGGUGGACAAGGAGGGAACCCACCAAUGUCUCCAACACCAGUUACCCCACCUAGCCACGGUGGACAAGGAGGGAACCCACCAAUGUCCCCAACACCACCAUCAAAAGGAAACUGUCCUAUUGAUAUUCUAAAGUUAGGAGUAUGUGCCAAUGUGUUAGGUGGCUUGCUCGGAGCUGUUAUUGGAAACCCACCAAGGAGUCAAUGUUGCACUCUUCUUCAAGGGUUGGCUGAUCUUGAUGCAGCAGUAUGUCUUUGCACCGCUAUUAAAGCUAAUAUCUUAGGGAUUAAUAUCAAUGUCCCUAUCUCUUUGAGUUUGUUGCUCAAUCAGUGUGGCAAAACGAAUACCUCCGGCUUCAAAUGCAUUUAAAUAUGGAUAUGGACAUCGAUAUUUAAGCUACCCAUCAAGUAAUAUAUAAUUACGUUACUAUACUGUUUUAUUCAAAUUUGUAUACGUUUGAUAUUUCUUUGGUACGUACUUGUAUAACUUAGUUUUGUUGAUGAUUAAGCUAGCUAGCUAUAAGUUAGAUAAGCCCUCCAUCACCUUCACGCCUAAGAUUAUUGUUGUAACUUCUUCAUUCAAGUAACUAAAUAUACUUUUAUAAAUAUA